AUGCAUCCCCGCAGCCCGUACGCAGAGUACACCGACUUUGCCCAGCUCGCAGAGGGCUAUCCGUCCCUUGCUAAACACCUUGUAAACAACUCAAUCAACUUCAAGGAUCCCGAUGCAGUCCGGGAACUCACGAAAUGCCUGCUCAAGCGCGACUUUGGCCUCACCGUGGACCUACCCGAGGACCGCCUGUGCCCGACGGUGCCGAAUAGGCUCAACUACGUCCUCUGGAUGCAGGACCUCAUAGACUCGACCAGCGGCGGCCCCACCGACGACUACGACCCCGGGCGGAAGGUCGUCGGGCUCGAUAUAGGUACAGGAGCAAGCUGCAUAUACCCGCUCCUCGCCUGCGCCUCGCGCCCGGGAUGGCACAUGUACGGCAGCGACAUCGACGCCGCCUCCCUCCGCGCCGCACGCUCCAACACCGCUCUCAACGCUGACCUCAUCGGCGGACGCAUCACGGUGCUGGAGAGUACGCCCGACGGGCCGCUGUUUCCGCCUGAUAUCGAGACACUCGACUUCACCAUGUGCAACCCGCCCUUCUACGGCUCCGCGGCGGACCACGCCGCCUCCGCCGCGGCCAAGGCGCUCCCGCCGUCGUCGGCGUGCACGGGCUCCGCGGCCGAGAUGGUGUAUGCCGGCGGGGGCGAGGUCGGCUUUGUGGCGCGCAUCAUCGAGGAGUCGUGGAACCGUGGGGGUGACACGACGUGGUAUAGUAGUAUGGUGGGGAAGCUGGCGUCGCUGGCGCCGCUGGUGGAGAGCGUGCGGGCGCGCACGGGGAACUAUGCGGUGACGGAGUUUAGGCAGGGGGCGACGAGAAGGUGGGGGCUGGCGUGGUGUUGGGGGGGGUUGAGGCCGAGGGGGGUGGGUGGGGUGAGGGGGGUUGGGGCGCCGUUUCCGACGGUGGUGGCGGUGGGGGGGCGGGGUAGUGUAGGGAGGGUUGUAGGGGUUGUGGAGGGGUUGGGGGUGGGGUGGGUGGGGGAUGGGGGGAAGGAGGGGGGUCCUGUGGAGGGGGAGGGGGAUCGGGUGGUGGGGCGCGGGGAGGCGAGGGGCGAUGUGUGGAGUCGGAAGGCGAGGAGGAGGAAGGGGAGGGGGGAGAUGGAGGUGGAGGGCGGCGAGGUGAAGAUGGGGUUCCGGGUGGAGGUUGUGGGCGGGGAGGUGGUGGUGCGGUGGACGAGGGGCACGGAUCAGGUGCUGUUUGAGAGCUUUUGUGGCAUGCUGAGGAGGUGUGUGAAGGAGGCGCCACAGGCAGCGUAG
Morchella sextelata is the source of this 1254-nucleotide messenger RNA. RefSeq lists its product as uncharacterized. Gene Ontology annotation, cellular component: nucleus. The record is from RefSeq and is a predicted model, not a curated record. Lineage: Eukaryota; Fungi; Ascomycota; Pezizomycetes; Pezizales; Morchellaceae. Gene Ontology annotation, molecular function: 23S rRNA (adenine(1618)-N(6))-methyltransferase activity. Gene Ontology annotation, biological process: rRNA base methylation. The coding region runs from base 1 to 1254 and encodes 417 amino acids. The transcript has 6 exons.